GCUGGCCGGACGCUUUUCGGUGUUGCACACCAUUAUUCCGGGACCGUUCCAAUACGCUAAUCCAAGGGCCCUAUGUAGUGCGCAACAGUACCGCAGCAGACCUGUAGGUGACAGUGUGUGUAAAUGAUUUCCCGCCAAACGUGAUACUGCAGCGGCGAAGAGAAGGAGAACAGCCAAUCAGGGUCCACCCAAACAGAGCCGGGGAGCGAUGUCUGUAAACGGCUGUGUGACCACGGUUCAGCUGGGCUCCCUCAGUCAGGCAGAUAAAUCCCAGCUUCACCUCUUACCCUGUGAGAUAGAGCACGACGGGCCGGCUGAAAUCUCCAGGUUCUUCACUCCGACAGUGAAGGAGCAAAAAUGCGAGAAGACGGUGUCAUUCAGGGGUCGUGGGCUGAAGGGUCAGGAGGUGAGCUGCCCUCAGGGCUACACAGGACUCGUGCUGAAGGAGGUUCAGAGACCGUCGUCUGAUCAAGAAGACAGAAUUGUUAAAGUUUCUUCAGUUUUUCAAAAUUUUGUCUAUUGGAAUUUGGAGACCCUGCCCACUUCUGAUGAUGGAGUUGUGAAGGCGAUGGCAUGGCCUUCACUGGCUGAAAUGAUCCACGCACCGGUGGAUUAGUAGAGGUCUCAACCACGACCAACCAGAGACCAGAUUCCUGUUUCAGCUGCUAGUUUUCCCAAAACCAUCUCAGAAUUUUCCCUCUUCAGAGUCUGUUUUCUUUCUUUAUUCUGUCCAGAAUAAAGAAUGCCUGUGUGUAACUCAGUUGUUAAGUUUAUUCACAGUAUUAAAUCUGUUCAUCAUCAGAUAUUUCUCAGAUCUACUGGACUGGAUUAAAUUAGACACAUGACUUUAUGAAUUAGAAUUUUUGAAGUGUGUUUAAAAUAUUUUGGUAGGGAAUAACAGCUAACCUACCAUGCCUUUAAAGAUUGACAGCCUUUUUACACAAUAUUAAAAAUAAAUAAAUAAAUAAACCAA
Molecule: messenger RNA, 973 nt
Organism: Astyanax mexicanus (Mexican tetra)
Lineage: Eukaryota; Metazoa; Chordata; Actinopteri; Characiformes; Acestrorhamphidae
Gene: rnaseh2c
Product: ribonuclease H2, subunit C
Exons: 6
Coding region: 209-616 (135 amino acids)
Biological process (GO): RNA catabolic process
Cellular component (GO): ribonuclease H2 complex
Source: RefSeq, a predicted model, not a curated record